This is a messenger RNA of Opisthocomus hoazin, 6357 nucleotides long. NCBI's taxonomy places the organism in Eukaryota, Metazoa, Chordata, Aves, Opisthocomiformes, Opisthocomidae. The record is from RefSeq and is a predicted model, not a curated record.
AUGCCGGCUGUUUUUAUUAAUUUUAAAGCUCUCUCAUUGAACACAAAGAGUGCUAGAAGUGAUAUCACUGAUGACUGGAAGCCUAGCAUCGCUUUCGUUGUUGGGACCAGAAUUGAGGAUGAACUCCACACCAAGGCCCUGUCUCUUGCUGUGCAGGUGCCACAGCGGAAGCUCUUCAGCGUGGUAACACGUGAAGACAUUUUCAGACAGGUCAGAGAAUCUGGGAAUCCAAAGGGAAAAAAGGUUAAGGACGUGCCUAUGUACUAUGAGGUGAUAGAAGUAGCCAAAGCCAUUCUGGAUAGUGGUGAAGAAAUCCCUGUAGCACUAACUGGAAAGCUGUUGAAAUUUCAACUGCUUUGUCUCAAACAGAAGGACCUUCAGAGAAGAGAAGCUGAAAAGAAGGCAGAAGAAGAGCAAAAAAAGGAAAAAAAUGAAGGGAAAGAGAAAGCUAGACCUCCUGGCAAGAAGGAGAACCUCCAUAGUGCCAAGACAGCUGAGAAAGAAAGGAAAGGAAAAAAGACAGAAGUAGGCCUUCUAGCACCAGUCACUGUUAAAAAGGACACCCAACUGAAGCGACGGGGAGAAGUGGAAGAGGAACACAAAUACAUUGAUGAUGAACCAGAUGAUGGUGCCCAUCAUUACUUUAUAAUUUUGGAUUUCCACAACCCUCAGCUGUUGUCUGUGAUGUCUGAGCUUGGGAUUAACAUUUCAAGUGUAAUUAGAAUUUCUUCUGAGAAUUACAAGCCGUUGCAGACAUACUUGGAAGCAACUAAACUUGAAGGAGAAUCUUUACUUUCACCUAAAGUUGUAGAAGCAGAGAAAAGAAAGAAAGAUGAAGCUAUCAAAGACCUGGAAACAUUUUGGAAGUACCUGGAGCCAGUUCUGAACAGUGGCAAGCAUGGAUCAAGUCUCUUUGAUGUUGCCAGACUUCAUCACCUAGUUAAGGAGAACGCCUUUCCCUCUAAUUGGUCUGACAGAGAAAUGCUGCUUGCAUUUGGCACUGCACUGUUUGAAAGCAUUGCUUGUUUAAUGUAUGACUGCCUGGACUGGAGAAGACAGCAUUGUAACUACUUGGAAAACACCAAGUUUAUUAAUGUACCUGCAUUAUCAGAGAGCAAAUCGACACAACCACCUGUUACUGAGGUACAACCAGCAUCACAGAUUACACCUUCAAAGAAAAAAGGUCAACCAGAAGAAAUUCUGCCAACAGUGGUUUUGUCACAGGAGGAGGAAACUUCUUUUUUGGCUACUUCUGUGGACAUGAGGUAUUACAAUGACUUGCUGAGUCAGAUUCCUGAGGAAUACUUGUCUGUACCGUUACUGCUGAACUGCAUGUUGGAACAGGUUAUUGCAAGUGAAGAAGACCUUACACCGCCUAGUCUGGUGGUACCAGAGGCUCGAGCAGAUGGGCUACAUCAUACCAUUGCAGAUCAUAUAGCCUCUGUCAUUCCUUCUCUUUCACUGUCUGAGAGUGAAAAAAAGAAUCUAUAUGAGUACUUUUCUCCUAAAUACAGUGAAAAAAAGACUGUCAUCCCCACGUAUCCUCUGUUGUUUAACUACCAUGAUACCCUGACUCAACGGUUGCACCUGCUGAAGGUCCAUGAGAACUUAAAUCCAGAAAGGAUUGAACAUGAUAUGAUGGAUAAACUGCCUCUUACAGAACUUACCCAUUUCACCCUUCCUUCAACUGAAAAUAACACUAAACGCUUGGCCAGAGUUCAUGAGCUCAUGCAUUAUUGUACCAGUGAACUUCUGAGUUGGGCUGAAGUAGAAAGAGCCUUCAGAGUGUUUACUUUUGAAAGCCUGAGUCUGACUGGGCUGAGUGACUCUGGUCUCCUGGAGAGCUCUGGAUCUGUGGUUGGAGGUGAUUCUGAAGUGUAUUGUAUCCCUUGGGAUAAUCCAGCCGAGUUUGCAAGACAGCUGAGACAACUCUUCCUUAUGGAAAAGAAGCUUAAUGGGAAAUCUGCAAGAGGCUCUGGACAUACAGAAACGAGUAACAAAGAUGGAGAAGUUGGUCUGGCUGAUCCUGUUUUGAACAAAGAAUUGGAUCUUCUUAUUUCUGAUAUGGUGAGUCCGGAAAAUUACGGCCUAGGACCAGACUUAGAAGAAAUAAAAAAAACACAGAGGCGUUGUUUGACAGAUUGGAGUUUCUCUGAGCAUUUUCAGCCCCAUGUUCUUCUUCAGGUUCUUCAUAGUGCAUCCCAAGAAUACAGAUGUGUUGAUUCCUUUUAUCAUACUCCAGAUAACUCUCUGCUAGUGGUUCUUCACAAUCCUAUGAAUCAAUAUCGUUUGUGCCAAGAGACUUGGGAUACUGCAUUGCACUCUAACGUGGGAUUCAGGAACUAUCUUGAGCUGGUGGCAAACUCAGUUGAAGACUGGGUGAAAGAGGAGGAAGUCAAAUACCAAGAAGAGAAGAUGGCUAGGGAAGCAGGAUCGCUUAAACUGCAAAAAGCCAUGCCAGAAGGACCGUUUGAAUUGUCUACAUGUGCUGUCAAAAAAACUGACUUCCUGAAGAAAGCCAAAAGCAGCACAUCAGGACCUGAGAGCAUAAUGCAGACUAUCCCAGAAUCUCAAUCUAACAAUGAAAAAAGUCCUUUUAUCAGAGAAGGUUCUCUAAAGUUUGUUGGCUACAAUACAGGGGAGGGUCUCAUUCAAGUAUCAGGAACCAAUCAAUACCUUUUUCCAUCUGAUGGAGGACAGAUUCAAGUAGAGAAGAUAGAGUUUGUAAAAGGUCUAACUUUGGUAAAAGUGAAAGUGAUAAAAGACAACCACAAUUUCUUCAUUCAUAUCACAGACCCCAAGAAAAACUUAAAAGAUAUAAAAGUGCAAGAAAUUAAUGAAGAACAGAAAAUUAUAUCAGGAAAAUUGAAAAAUCAGAAGAAAGCUGUGAGCAAGUUUGGAUCUUUUUCAGCCACCUUGGAAAAUGGAAUCCAGCUGUCCAUGAGCUAUUAUGGACCCACAGGGAAGACAGCAGAUGAUGAAACAGAUCCUGUCUUAGCAAGAAUUCUGAACAUCACGUCUGUUCAUAUUCCGACCAUAAUUUCUCCUGUUACAUCAGCUUCAGAAAAAAAAGAUAAGUCCGUCAAACAAAAAUCAGGAAAAUCUCUGCCAUCUAGAAAAGCAAGCGGUAGCAAAACAGGGCUUCCACCACCUGAUGACCCAGUAAAGCAAGAAGAAGGAAAGAUGGAAAUGGAAGAAUCGGCUUCCCAAGAAGAAGAGAUGUCAAAUGCUUUUUCUUUUUCAAGUUUGAACGUCUCCUGUCCCAACGGACUAGUAUUAACUUUCCUUGGUGAAAGUUUUGGAGAUUUGAAAGGUAAAGCCGCUACAGCUGAAGCUGAGAAAGAGGUGGUAAAGAAAACUGAGGCUGAAGCAGAUGAAGCCAAGGAAGAGAAGGUUGAGAAAGGUGAGGCCAAAGCAAAUGAAGCAAAGGACAAAGAGGCUAUGGAAAGUGGAGAGAAGGAACAUCAGGUUACAGAAGGUGAAAUAAAGCACAAAGAUACCAAAAGAGAACAGGCCAAGCAGCCUACUCUGGAAAUUCUGGUCAGGCAGAGUUAUCCCCAGAAUGUAAAGAACUCUCAUCUAUACACAUCUGCGGCAAGACAAACAGAACAAGAAGUAUCAAGAGUUGUCACCAGUCAAGGAACUGUCAUAAAGUACAUGAUGGAUGGAUCUACCCAGAUUCUGUUUGCUGAUGGCACAGUGAGUAGGAGUCCUAAUUCUGGCCCUGUCCUACCACCACCUACAAUUCCAGAUAACAUGCAACCAUUACCAGAAUCGGAGCCUUCACUUGGGAUCAACACUAAGAAAGGAAAAGGGAGUGGCAGAAACAAUGUAUCACACCCAAACAAGGACGAGUUGUUUGAAGAUACUGUGCAGGGUCUGGUUAAUACUGAGCAACUGAAGAAGAACCAGGCAGGAACCUGGAUAACAACAACUCCAUCAGGCAUUCGAGUGGGCACUGAGGGAGCAAAGAGAAUAUAUCUGAAGCCACUCUUAACCUAUCAGGCAACUGACCCAGCUGAUGGAACGGUUAUGACUGUACGAGACGAUGAAGUGAUAAUUGUUGAGAAGCUGGAUGGCAGCAGAGUAGUAGAUCAUGCUGAUGGUACUAGGAUCACAACGUUUUAUCAAAAUCGUAAAGAACUUUUUGUACCAGAGGAUAGUGAGGAAACAGAUGAACCCUCGCAAGCCAUCACAAGGAAAGUGAAAUGUAUACAAGUAGAGAAUCCUCAGUUUGCUACUGUUAUAAUCAAUUGUGAGGAUGGUACCUGUUGCAGCAUCUUUGGAGAUGGGACAUCUAUUAUAGCAAAGCCACAGGGAACAUACCAGGUUUUACCCAUCAAGACAGGUGCACUCUUCAUUGAUGAAGAUUGCUCAGCAGUUUAUACCCAUGAAGUUUACAAUUUCAUCAACAAGAAAGAAGAGAAACAAGUAGGGAGAUACAUUAUGAAACACACUUCCAGCACUAUUUGUGAGGUGAUGGAUCCUGAAGGAAAUCUUUUCAAGGUCAUGGCUGAUGGCAGCACAUCUGUGUGUGUUCCUAGCAUUGGCUCUUCUGACAAAGAAGACAGAAGUUCAGCAUCAGCACUCCCAGAAGUUAACAAACCUAUCAUUUAUGAUCAGCAUGCCCCCAGGUUCUUCAUCAUCUACGCGGAUGGUUCUGGAACCGAGCUGCUGCGGAGCAGAGAUGUACACAAAUAUCUUGCCGAAGCCUGUAGUGAUCCCACUGCUGCUGUCUUGCAGGAUCCAGUAGAAGAACGUCCAGGUGUUUUAAGUAUUACCAUCCUCCGCCCUUUGGCUGAAGCCUCCCCCUGGAUAAUGAAGAAAGAACCAGAGAGUAUUGUUCCUCCAAAUCUUCAGUCAAGGACCCAGGACACAUUUUCUCCUCUUGAGAGGAGGAUCACAGGUCCCUCAGUCAGAACAUGUAUUUGGAAGGGUCUCUGCAUUGGAUCCAAGGAGCAGACGUGCUUUCCAGAACCUGUGCAAAAAUGUCCUAAUAAACUGCAAAUCCGUCAGCUGUUCCAGUACGAGCCACUCAGUGAGGAACUAAGAGAAAAGCUGCAGCUUUCCCUUAAGGAAUAUAUAGAUGACAUUUUAAAGCAGGAAAAUGAGCUGGAAGAGAUGAAUGUAAAAGAACCAAGAACAGAAGAGGAAAAGGAGAGUGCUGCAAGUCUCCUUGAACAGGUUACGUCCUUCCCUGACUGGGAGAAGUCAUCUGAAGAUCUCGUUGCUAGAGCUCACAUAACGGAGCUGUACGAACAGGCAGUGGCUUCUCGUCGCCAGUGUCACACAGAGAAGACGCUCACUGCCCAAAGAGAGGACCAGCGGCAGAGGUUCAGCCCAGAAGGAGUGACACCAGUGUCCAAGUGGCAGAGCAGACUAGCAGAGCACAGGAAAGAACUUGAAGAAGAAAAGAAGUCCUUAAUGGCAAUAAGAAACAAAAUAAUUCCUCCAUAUUUUGAAUCAGAAUUCAGCAAGGAGUUUUUCCUGAAAAAGUUUACUGAUGUGGAAGCACUGUCUAUGGAACUUCCUCCAGUUCAAAAAAAAGAAAGCGUGAAUUUCCCUGUAGAGACAAUCAAAAAACCCAGUAGAGAAUCUGAAUGUCUCAAUACUAUGAGAGAUUCCUCACCUUCACCUGGCCUUCUGCUGCAGACACAUUCCAAACAAAAUGAAGGUUCCAGCAGCACAACAGACCCAAAUAAGGCUGCAAGUUCACAAGAGACACCCUUGAAACACAAAGUUCAGAGUCUGCUGGUGAAUGCUGCAGGACAGCCAAGGAAAGAGAAAGUGAAAUUACCAUCCUCCCUUUGGAGGAGAAAACCAAACUCCAUACCAAAUAAAAAGAUUGAAGAUCCUGUCGCAGGAAAGGUCAACACAUCUUCUCUUGCAACAACAAGACAGCAUCUUAGCAGCUUCCAUCUCAUUCCAUCCAGAGUGAUGCUUGGAGUGCUAAAGGAGGGCUGCACCUAUGCAGCCAUUGUGAUCCUGAAGAAUGCUGGUGUGAACUUCUCAAGGUUUCGGGUGAAGCAACCACCUCCACACACAGGACUGAGAGUGAUGUACACACCAGGACCUGUGGCAGCAGGCUUGCAUGUUGAACUGGAGAUAGAGAUUUUUGCCAUGGUAAUUGGAGGGGAAGAUACUGAUGGCCUUCAAGAAGUUUCCCAUGAUAUUGAAAUAUUAACAGAAACAGAGACUCUUCUCCUGCCUGUGAGAGCAACUGUGUUAAGCAGUGACAUUUAUGAGUGCCGCCCACACGGAUACCCCCAGGGCGGGAUGGCAGCAACAGUCCGGGCAGUUCCUGCCAGCCCCAAACCACAGUUCCGGAUUACACUGCCCCGAAAGCUUUCCAGUUAA